CGUUACCCCUGCGACUUCCCUGGCUGUGGAGCAUCGUUUGGUCGCGCCCGUGACCUUCCGCGUCAUAAGAAAAUCCACGACGAAUCACUAAAGAUUACGUGUCCGGAAUGCGACCGGACGUAUCACCGGGAGGAUUUGCUCGCUCGACACCGGCGC
Trematosphaeria pertusa is the source of this 156-nucleotide messenger RNA. RefSeq lists its product as uncharacterized. The transcript has a single exon. NCBI's taxonomy places the organism in Eukaryota, Fungi, Ascomycota, Dothideomycetes, Pleosporales, Trematosphaeriaceae. The annotation marks the transcript as partial. The record is from RefSeq and is a predicted model, not a curated record.